AUGGCCCCUGCGCUCAGCCCUAUGACCGCCGCCGCUCUCAACACCACGCAUCCACCCCGCUUCGCCAUGUCGUCAACCCCCGCCCUGAUCCCCGUCAUUGACGUCGCGUCGCCCACGGCCGAGGUCGCCAGUCAGCUGCUCGAUGCCGCGUCCACUCACGGCUUUGUCUUCGUGAGCAACUACGGCGCGAUCCUGCCGCCCGAGCAUGUCCGAUCUCUCUUCGAAUUGUCUCGUAAUUUCUUCAAGUCGCCCCGCGAGGUGAAGGCAGAAUGCUCCUACCAGAAAGGCAAGAACCAAGGUUGGGUUGGCAUGCACACCGAGACUCUGGACCCCAAGAGCCAAAAGCGCGGUGAUUUCAAAGAAGCCUUCAACAUCGGUGAAUACACACUCUCGAACCAGGCCCCACAACCGCUCCCUGCGCCCCUGGCGCCCCACGAAUCUCAACUUGGUGACUUUCAAGCGCGGUGCCACGCCCUUUGCAACCACCUGCUCCGCCUCUUCGGCCUCGCUCUACGCAUUCCAGCGUCUGACGGCGGCGACUCCUGGUUCGCGACGCGGCACGAUCGGUCUGCAGGCCCGUCCGGCUCGAUCCUCCGCCUGCUGUACUAUCCGGCGCUGCCACCCAUCGACAGCACAGACAUCCGUGCCGGCGCCCACUCCGAUUACGGCAGCGUCACGCUACUGUUCCAGCAGCCGCGGGGCCAGCCCGGACUCGAGAUCCUGACGCGCGACGGAGCGUGGGCACCUGUUCCUGUGAACCCGACCGGUGACGAUGCGCAGCCGCCCGUGCUCGUGAACAUCGGGGACCUGCUAAGCUACUGGACGGACGGGCUGCUGAAGAGCACAGUGCACCGGGUUGUGUUUCCGCCGCCGGAGGCCCACGAGGUGGGAGAAGACAGGUACAGCAUCGCGUACUUCUGCCACCCGGUGGAUGAUGCCAAGCUGGUCCCAGUGCCGAGCGACGUGGUGAAGGAGCAGGGUGGGAAGGAGGGGGCAGGAGAAAGGACUACGGUGCUCACGGCCAAGGAUCACCUGUUGGAGCGGUUGGCCGCGACGUAUUGA
This is a messenger RNA of Diplodia corticola, 1062 nucleotides long. RefSeq names its product iron ascorbate family oxidoreductase. Lineage: Eukaryota; Fungi; Ascomycota; Dothideomycetes; Botryosphaeriales; Botryosphaeriaceae. Gene Ontology annotation, molecular function: dioxygenase activity. Bases 1 to 1062 code for a protein of 353 amino acids. The record is from RefSeq and is a predicted model, not a curated record. The transcript is spliced from 4 exons.